AUGCCAGCUUUAAAUCACACUGCCUCUGACUGCCCCACCUUCUCCUUCAUUAGAAUCCCAGGAUUGGAGGCUGCGUAUAUAUGGAUCUCAAUUCCCAUCUGCCUUCUCUACCUGAUGGCCAUUGUAGGCAAUUCUCUUCUCCUCAUCCUAGUUAGAUCAGAUCACAAUCUUCAUGAACCUCAGUUUUAUUUCUUGGCCAUGCUUGCUCUCACUGACCUGGGUCUUUCCUUGACUACAAUGCCUAGUGUCGUGGCUAUCUUCUGGUUUGAUGUGCGCCUCAUUGGUCUGGAUGCUUGUCUGACUCAAAUGUUCUUCAUCCAUACCCUGUCGUCGGUAGAAUCAGGUAUCCUGGUGGCCAUGGCAUUUGACCGUUUGGUGGCCAUCUGUGCUCCGCUAAACUACACUCGGAUCCUGACACGCUCUUCUGUUGCCUGCCUUAGUGUGGCUGCUCUCAUCCGAGGUGUUUCUCUGCUGAUCCCUUUGCCUCUUUUUCUCAAGAAUUUCCCUUUUUGUGGAGCCAACAUCCUUUCACACUCUUAUUGCUACUAUCCAGAUAUGUUGAACUUGGCCUGUGGGGACGUCACAUUCAGCAGUGUCUACGGAUUGGUUUUUGUGCUCUGCACAUUUGCAGUGGAUGCUGUCUUCAUCCUGGUGUCCUACAUGAAGAUAUUGGGCACUAUCAUGAAGCUGGGGACCCAGGAGAGAAACUGGAAAUCACUGCAGACCUGUGCCUGUCAUCUGUGCACAGUGUUUGUGUUUUACCUGCCACUCAUCAGUCUGGCAGUACUGCAUCGCUUUGCUCAGGACACUUCACCGAUUCUAUAUACCACUAUGAGCAACACCUACCUCCUCAUGACACCUGUGCUGAACCCUCUGGUUUAUAGUCUUAAAUCUCGACAGAUCCAGGCUGCCCUACGUAAGCAAUUUUGGGCACAAAGAGUCAUUGCCGGAGAAUGA
Messenger RNA from Echinops telfairi (small Madagascar hedgehog), 957 nucleotides. RefSeq names its product olfactory receptor 51G2-like. Lineage: Eukaryota; Metazoa; Chordata; Mammalia; Afrosoricida; Tenrecidae. Gene Ontology annotation, biological process: G protein-coupled receptor signaling pathway. The transcript has a single exon. Bases 1 to 957 code for a protein of 318 amino acids. The record is from RefSeq and is a predicted model, not a curated record. Gene Ontology annotation, molecular function: G protein-coupled receptor activity; olfactory receptor activity. Gene Ontology annotation, cellular component: membrane.